This is a messenger RNA of Aedes albopictus (Asian tiger mosquito), 3212 nucleotides long. RefSeq names its product calcium-binding mitochondrial carrier protein Aralar1 (gene aralar1). Gene Ontology annotation, biological process: L-glutamate transmembrane transport; malate-aspartate shuttle; aspartate transmembrane transport. NCBI's taxonomy places the organism in Eukaryota, Metazoa, Arthropoda, Insecta, Diptera, Culicidae. The record is from RefSeq and is a predicted model, not a curated record. The coding region runs from base 623 to 2707 and encodes 694 amino acids. Gene Ontology annotation, molecular function: L-aspartate transmembrane transporter activity; calcium ion binding; L-glutamate transmembrane transporter activity. The transcript is spliced from 10 exons.
UCGAUAGUUUAUUUCGUUCCAGCAGAAAGUAGUUCCUUCUUUCCGUUUGACAGAACGCGGACAUCAGAACAAUCUCAGCUUUCCUACAUUGUGCACGCGAAUGGUGUAACAUCACGCGAGUUAACAUCCAUAACCAUAAUAGUUUCGUUGUGCGUAGAUAUAUCUCUGCAUCAGGCCGUAUGUGAGAGAGGAGUGAAGUUCGGAAUAUCGUCAGAAACGUCUGCUAAACUCCGCGACGACAUCAGGUAUAUCUGACUCGUGCCCUGGGUCGAAAAUAGUCAUUCUUUUUGAGCAAGGAAAGGAAACCUUGUCGUCGGUCGGUCGUCCAUCAUCCAUCCACAGUGUAGUGCUUAGAUCGCAGCGUGAAAGAUUACGCAAAUAUCCCGAAAGCCAGAUCUGUCUGAUUGCGUUGGAAGGGAAGUGUGGUUGACGGUGGUUCCGAAAGAAAAAUUGAUUGAAUUAUAAUCGAUCCAUUGUGUUUCGGGCGGUGGCACGCGAGUGAUUUCCGAAUAGGUGUGAAAGAAGAAGAUAAGGCACGAAAAGCCCCAAUAGAAGUGAGCGGCAGUGCAUAAUCGCAGUGAUAAGGAGUGAUAACCGAUUCUUCCGUCGCCGUUGGGACAAAAUGAAAGCGCUGACCUUGGAGGAAGUGUUGAACCUGUGCGGCAUGGUUGCCUACUGCCAGGAGAGUCCUAUGCAUUUAAAGCGUUGCUCGACGGAGAAGCUACGCGAAAUCUUCAACAAAUAUGCCACACAGGAAGUGAACGGUGACCUGUACAUGACCAGCGAUGAUUUCGUGAGGGGUUUCCUCGGACAAUCAUACAAUGAGGAAUCGGUUAAACUGUUGGCCGGCAUUGCAGACACCAGCAAGGAUGGGCUGAUCUCGUUUGCCGAGUUCCAAGCGUUCGAAGGUCUGCUCUGCACACCGGACGCCCUGUACAAAACCGCCUUCCAGCUGUUCGAUCGCAAUGGUAACGGUUCGGUGACGUACAGUGAGUUUGUCGAUGUUUUCAAAAAGACAGAUCUGCACGCUAAAAUCCCGUUCAAACUGGACGGUCCAUUCAUACAGCUCUACUUCGGUAAGGACCGGCAGCGAACGAUCAACUAUGCGGAGUUUUCGCAGUUUUUGCACGACUUUCACGAGGAAUGCGCGCUCGAGGCGUUCCGAAUGAAAGACACCUCCGGGUCCGGGUUCAUCUCGGCACUCGAUUUUCAGGAUAUCAUGGUGAAUGUGAAGAAGCAUUUGCUGACGGCCGACGUCAAGGAUAAUCUAGUGGCGGUAACAGAAGGACACAAAGUCAGUUUUCCAUACUUUAUGGCAUUUAACUCGUUGCUAAACAACAUGGAGCUCAUCAAACGGAUCUACCUGAAUGCCACCAGUGGCAACCGAACGGAACCCAUCACCAAAGACGAACUGCUCCAGUCGGCACAAACGAUGAGCCAAAUCACUCCGCUGGAAAUCGAUAUUCUUUUCCAACUGACGGGUGCCAUUCAUCAGACGGGUGUUUGGUGGAAGCGUAGAAAAGUAAUUGAGAAGAAUAGGCGAAUUGUGUACGGCGAUUUGAGCAGUAUUGCACCGGAGCACUAUACCAAACAUAUCACAACCCGACUGACGGAGAUCAAAGCCGUGGAAUCGCCCGCCGAUCGGUCGAUCUUCAUCCAGAUGCUGGAGAGCACCUACCGCUUCACGUUGGGUUCCGUUGCUGGAGCCGUCGGGGCCACUGCAGUCUACCCAAUCGAUUUGGUGAAGACGCGAAUGCAGAACCAGCGAACUGGAUCGUUCAUCGGUGAAGUGGCCUAUCGGAACUCGUGGGAUUGUUGUAAAAAGGUCAUUCGCCAUGAAGGCUUCCUCGGGUUGUACCGAGGUCUGGUGCCACAGCUGAUGGGUGUGGCACCGGAAAAGGCCAUCAAGCUGACCGUGAACGAUUUCGUACGUGAUAAGAUGACCGACAAACAGGGCCAAAUUCCACGGUGGGCUGAGGUUCUUGCCGGCGCUUGUGCCGGUGGUUCUCAGGUAAUUUUCACCAACCCGCUGGAAAUCGUGAAGAUCCGGCUACAGGUGGCCGGUGAAAUCGCGGGCGGUGCCAAGGUUCGAGCCUGGAACGUGGUCCGCGAACUGGGACUCUUCGGCCUGUACAAAGGAGCCCGUGCCUGUUUGCUACGCGACGUGCCAUUCUCUGCCAUCUAUUUCCCGAUGUACGCUCACACGAAAGCUGCCUUUGCCGAUGAAGAGGGCUACAAUCAUCCGCUGACGUUGCUGGCGGCCGGUGCCAUCGCCGGUAUCCCGGCGGCUUCGCUGGUGACCCCGGCCGAUGUGAUCAAAACGCGACUCCAAGUGGUGGCCCGCACGGGACAGACCACCUACAACGGGGUGAUCGAUGCCGCCCGGAAAAUCAUGGCCGAAGAGGGACCACGUGCCUUUUGGAAGGGAACAGUUGCCCGAGUCUUCCGCUCCUCACCUCAGUUCGGUGUUACCCUAGUUACUUAUGAGCUGCUGCAGCGAAUGCUGUACGUCGACUUUGGCGGUUCGAGGCCGGCCGGUUCGGACGUGGCCCAGACCAAACAGGAACUGUCUAAGCUGAACCCGGAUCAUGUUGGUGGCUACCAGGCGGCACUGCCGAUGCUGAACGGAAUCGAAACCAAGUUUGGACUGAGUUUGCCACGGUUUUCGUCCACGUUGAAGGCGUCCUCGGCCAAGCAGGCCUCUUGAAACCUGCUGGGAUGGUUUGGGGGAGCUGGUGGUGGAGGCGACGGCGGCGGCACCGGAGAGGAUGGCCGCGGCCGCGGAGGAGGUAACAAACGGUGGAGUAACUUCUUCUGGUAGCAACAGAACUUAGUAGGCUAGGCGUGACUGGACGGACGCCCAACAGGUGCGCGAGGAGUAUUUAUUGAGGAAUGAACGAGAGAGCGUGCGAGUGUGUGUGGUUCGUUGAGAGCUACCGAGUUCCGGUAGGAAUUGAUGUCGCGAAUGGAAGGAAGGCGUGGCGAGCACGCCGGAUACUAUACGUAGUUUAGACAUGUUAUAGAGCGUGAUAGUUCUAUUUUAAUUCUCUAGUUCACACAAAACGUCAACGUCCGAGAUGAUUUAGUGAUUUUCGUUAUCAAUCAUUUGAGUGAGAUUAAUCGUUUUUAGAGUUUAAAUUUGUACGACGGAAAAUUGACGAAAAACAGAUAUAUGAGAGAAUAAAGUGCAUUUGUUUUUACUAGGCAUUUAA